Messenger RNA from Labrus mixtus (cuckoo wrasse), 2404 nucleotides. RefSeq names its product Ras association domain family member 4a (gene rassf4a). Gene Ontology annotation, biological process: signal transduction. The coding region runs from base 217 to 1146 and encodes 309 amino acids. The record is from RefSeq and is a predicted model, not a curated record. NCBI's taxonomy places the organism in Eukaryota, Metazoa, Chordata, Actinopteri, Labriformes, Labridae. The transcript is spliced from 11 exons.
GCUCUGUUCGCCCCGCCCUUCCUCAACGCUGAUUGGCCGAGACGUGUCAGCGCUGAUUGCUACUGGAUCGUCCGGUUGUCAGUUUUAUCUUCCAGCUCUGAAUACCGCUCGGCCGGGGAGGCAUGAAGACUGGAAGAUAAACGGGAUACAUCGCUGCUGGAUACACGGAAGAAGAGCACGAGAGGACGCUCUCUGAUAUGCUGUGCUUGAGUCAAAAUGAAUGAGCGUCAGACCCACGUGAAGCUCAGCGAGGAGAAGCUGAUACUAAAGUCUGACAUCCUGUCGCUGCUGAGGACCUACAACUGUUACCACGAAGGGAAAAACUUCCAGCUGAGGACUCGGGAGGAGGAUGGAGAGCUUAUCCUUGAAGGGUUGCUGAACAUCUACUGGGGUCUGCGUCGACCAAUCAGACUUCAGAUGCACGACGACAAUGAAAGAUUUCGUCUCAACCGAAAUGACAUGUCCUCCUUGAUAAAGCAGUUUUCAGAGGAGGCCAAUAAUAAUUCAGUUGGCAGUGAAAGCAGAGCAGCCGGCGAUGACGUCGGCGGUCUGGAGGACGAGGAUUCACCGCAGCUGCUGAGGACAAGAAGUGAUGCUUCCUUCAUGCGUGUGCAGAGAAGGUCAAACACGCGCACCGCCAGAGACCUGCACCGCCUGCGCUCACAUAGGUUCUCAAUCAACGGACACUUUUACAACCACAAGACAUCUGUAUUUACACCGGCGUUCGGCUCGGUGACUAAUGUACGAGUGAACAGCUCAAUGACGACUAUACAAGUCCUCCACCUGCUGCUACACAAGUUUAGGGUGGAGAAUAAAGCUGAAGAGUUUGUCCUCUACAUGGUGCACGAGUCUGGUGAGAGGACCCGACUGAGGGAUGGCGAAUACCCGCUGGUUGCUCGUGUGCUUUACGGACCCUGUGAGAAAAUCUCCAAGAUCUUAAUCACGGAGGUCGACCUGGGAGAGGAAGUCACUUAUGAUGUGGCCCAAUACAUAAAGUUUGAGAUUCCUGUUUUAGACAGCUUUGUGGAGAAACUGAAAGAGGAAGAGGAGCGCGAGAUAAACAAACUAACCAAAAAGUACAGUGCUCUGAAGUCAAUGAUUCAACAUCAACUGGAAGGCAAAGACCACACCAGCGACAGAGUAUGAAUGUGUCUGUAUACGUGUACGGAUGGUGACCUGUUUGAAUGUGUGUGAGGGGACGGGUUAGAUGCAACACUAGGACUGUUGAUUUACGAUGGUAAUAUAUGUAAACUGUAGUGCAGUGGUUCUCAACUGGUCUAGCCUCAGGACCCACCACCACCUCCUUAAUUAGAAGUCGUGACUCAAAUUUCUGAAAAUAUUCAACCACUCAGAUUUAUUUUUGAAGAUUAAUUUUGGCGCUUUUUGUGCCUUUAAUGGAGAGAUAGAAGAGUGGAUAGAGCUGGAAAUCAGGGAGAGAGAGUGGGGAAUGACAUGCGGGAAAGGAGCCACAGGUUGGAUUUGAAACUGGGCCGCCCGCUUUUGAGGACUAUAGCCUCCAUACAUGGGGCGCACUCACUAACCACUGCGCCACCAACGCCCCCACUCAGAUUUAUUUAAUGAAAGAUAAUGCAGUUUGGACCUCAGACAGAACUAAAUGUUACAGAAAAAGAAGCUGCAACUUUUUUUUUUUCCAGGCACACGUUGCGACCCAAUGAAAACAGCUCCGCGACCCACUUUUGGGUCCCAAUCCACCUGUUGAGAACCACUGCUGUAGUGAAUGUACAGGUAAAGGCAAAAUGAUAAAGGCCGCAAUAGAACCAUAUCAGACACCGAUGUGCUUCUCUUUUAGAAUUACAAAUCUCAACAUUUUGUAAGAUCUGUUUUUUAACGUUAGAAGUUUAUCACUGCUUUGAUAUCUCUGCUAUUAUUCACGUUUCAUGUACAAUUCUUACUGCAACUUUUAAUAUUUAUACAAGCUGUUUUUUUCUGCAAUGUUUUCUAAGACUUGGACCUUUUUUGUAAUAAAUCUAAGUGUGGCCUUUAAAAAAAAUGCUGUUGGAUCUCUGCUGACAACAAACACAACUUUAACAUCCCAAAAAGAAAACAGACCGUUUUUAUUAUUUCCUGUAUUUCCACUGAGACGGGAGCCCAGAUUAGCAUUGUUUUACUGAGUGACCCUCUGUGCCAGCUAGUUCCCAUGAGCUCUGUGUGUUUGUGUGUUUUACUCGUGUGUGUGUGUGAGUGUAUAUGUGUGUGCCUAUCAACAUUACACAAUGGUGGUAUCCUGAGAGAGGAGUGCUGUUCCUUGUUCCCACAGUCUCACAAACAGAAAGUCUGUUGUAUCAGCCUUGACCUUAAACAUUGACUCCUAGUCAGUUGACAAUUACGAUUUGAUUAAUCAGAUAAUAAUAACAAUAAUAAAACCUCCCUCUUAAAGACACAA